Molecule: messenger RNA, 1104 nt
Organism: Macrosiphum euphorbiae (potato aphid)
Lineage: Eukaryota; Metazoa; Arthropoda; Insecta; Hemiptera; Aphididae
Source: the annotation of a GenBank genome assembly
AUGGGACAUUUUGGCGUGGCCGUUUUGGCGUGGCCGUUUUGGCGGGUCCGUUUUGGCGUGAAACUAAUUUGGCGUAGCCGUUUUGGCGUACCUGAAGCACCUAAGGAUCUCACAACUCUAGAAAUACCCGACGUGUAUAAAAUGUAUUCACCAUCUGAAGGACACGUAGAACAAUUUUUAUUAGCUGAUAGUGGGCCUGGGACAGAAAGAAUUUUAAUUUUUGGAAGACGUCGAUAUUUGGAUAUUUUACGAAAUUCUAAAACAUGGUUAGGAGAUGGGACUUUUAAAAUUUCACCUCCACUUUUUACUCAAGUGUACGUUAUACUAGCUGAAUAUUUAAAUGGUGUACACCCUAUUAUAUAUGCAUUACUGCCUGAUAAAUUUACAAAAACGUAUGAAAAACUGUUUCAAAUGUUGAUAAAUUUAUGUCCUGAAUUAUGUCCUACAUCUAUUUCAUUAGACUAUGAAUUAGCUGCUAUAAAUGCAGUGAAAAAAAAUUUCCCAAAUAUUAUUAUUCAUGGUUGUUUUUUUCAUGUCACAAAAAAUUUCAAAAAAAAAAUUGGUGAACUACAUCUUAUAUCAAAAUAUAAUAACGAUGCAGAUUUUUCUAUUUCUGUUAAAAUGAUAAUUGCAAUUGCAUUUGUUUGCAUCAACAAAAUUGACAUAGCAAUCGACGCGUUAGCUGAAAAUUUACCAGAAGAACUUCAACCCCUGCUUGAAUGGUUUGAAGAUAAUUAUGUCGGAAGAUUAAAUCGAAAUGGACGGAGACCCGCUAGAUUUCCACCAUCAAUUUGGAAUUUAAACGAGCGAGUAUUAAAUGGUAUACACAGAACAAAUAAUCAUGCAGAGGCAGCCAACCGAAGAAUAAAUGUUGAAAUGGGAAUGGUCCAUCCUACAUUAUGGUCAUUUAUAACUUGCUUAAGAAAAAUUCAAGCUGGAAGGGAUACAUAUUUAUUUCAAUUGGAAUCAGGAAGAAGUCCCCCUAAAAAGCUCAAAAAAUAUAUUGACACAGACAAGAGACUGCUAAAAAUAGUACAAGAAUCAGAUACUCGAGACAUUUUAACCUAUUUAAGAGGUGUAGCACAUAAUAUUUCUUUACAAUAA